CCAACACUCGCGCUGCUCUCACCUGUUGCUUUACACACCUAUUUCUUCGUGUGACUCUGAUGGCACUUUGGAAGAGGGGCUCAGCCCUGCUCCGCUCGAACUCAUUGCGGCUCCUCACAGUGCGCCUCCAGCAAUCUUUGCAGUUGAGGCUUCGCUUCCACGUCUUCGCUUCCAAUUUUUCACUUCCAACCUACUGUCACUUCACCUUGUACAAGGUGCACAUUACUUAUUUAGCCCUCGCACUCUGCGACGACCUUUCCCUGUCUGCCCCUCUUGUGUCACACAUGCGAUUUGGACGGCUUGGCAAGAUCUUUAUCGUGCAAUCUGGCACUGAUGCGAGUAUUAUUGAUCCAUCGUCCUAUUCAUUGAUCUCAAUGCCGCACGUCUGCCAAGGUACAGCUUUCUACAGUGUUCCAAGGCUCGACAUUGGCACUAGGUGGGAACGUGGACACUCAUAGACGCCAUGGAAGGGGCUGAUACGCUUUACUGAUCAACUUUUAUAUAGGCAUCCGUUUGGAUUCAGGUGUAUCCUUGAGCUGAAGCACGAAAUUGAGCCUCA
Molecule: messenger RNA, 559 nt
Organism: Tilletiaria anomala UBC 951
Lineage: Eukaryota; Fungi; Basidiomycota; Exobasidiomycetes; Georgefischeriales; Tilletiariaceae
Exons: 1
Coding region: 60-458 (132 amino acids)
Source: RefSeq, a predicted model, not a curated record